This is a messenger RNA of Neospora caninum, 1128 nucleotides long. RefSeq names its product probable translation factor pelota, related. The coding region runs from base 1 to 1128 and encodes 375 amino acids. The transcript is spliced from 12 exons. The record is from RefSeq and is a predicted model, not a curated record. Lineage: Eukaryota; Apicomplexa; Conoidasida; Eucoccidiorida; Sarcocystidae. Gene Ontology annotation, cellular component: cytoplasm. Gene Ontology annotation, biological process: nuclear-transcribed mRNA catabolic process, no-go decay; nuclear-transcribed mRNA catabolic process, non-stop decay; RNA surveillance.
AUGAAGCUGAUGAAACAGAACUACGAGCGCGAUGGCAGCGGUUCCAUCGUUUGCGAGUGCGAAGUGGCGGAUGACGUUUGGACCCUGUACAAUAUCGUCCUCCCCGGCGAUAAAGUCAAAUGCGUCACGACACGGAAGCUACAGAAAGAAAGCGAUACGGGCGCGGUGUCAUCGGAGGUGAAGAAGAUCGUCCUCAACAUCCUAGUGAAGAAGAUCGAUUACGAGGGAGAUGGCGAUGUGCUGCGAAUCUCGGGGCAAGUUGUCGAAGAAAAUCCCUACGUGAAGAUCGGCAGCUACCACACUCUCGACAUUUCUCUGCAUACGAAAUUCACCCUUUACAAGGAACAGUGGGACCGUUUAUUCCUGGACAGGCUGCAGGAGGCAGUCGAUCCUCACCGGAGUGCCGAGGUCCAAGUUGUCCUGAUUGAAAGCGGCCUGUGCCACAUCUUUCUUCUCUCCUCCUCCCUCGCAAAGCCUGUGGCGAAAGUGACGGCGGCCAUGCCCAAGCAGAGGGGACAUUUCUCGAACUAUGAAAAGGUGAAGAGGCGUUUUUUCGAGGACGUGUUCUCGAGUCUGUUUGUCCACACGAAUCCCGAGACGGUGAAGUGCGUUCUGAUUGCCGGUCCAGGAUUUGUGAAAGACGAGUUCCUGCGGUUUCUCCACCAGGAGGCGGUUAAGAGGCAGGCGCUGACUGAGCUUCUCGCCGAUCCGAGUGUCUUGGCGCUUCUCGAAAACACGAAGGCGGCACGCCAUGCACAGAGACUGCAGGAUUUCUACAAGUUGUUGAAUAAAACGUUGGACGCCUCGGCUGGCAGCGAUUGCCGCAAUCUGACCUGCUACGGCCCGACGCAGGUCGCGACAGCUGUCGAAGUUGGAGCCGUGGCGUCUCUGCUGAUCACCGAUGGGUUGUUAAGGUCCAGCAACACAACUGAGCGACGACGCUUCGUCCGCCUGGUCGAGGAGGUCGAGCGUGCGGGUGGCGAAGUUUUGACAUUCUCGGACCAGCACACAAGCGGCGAGCAGCUCAACAUGCUAUCGGGAGUGGCGGCGAUCCUGAAGUUCCCGAUCGACGACUUUCUGGAGGAAGAUGAAGACAGCGGAGACGAGACGCGCAAGAGAGAGAGCUGA